AUGUUUGUGGGCGCCAAGGCCGUUACUUUCUCGGCUGAGUCAGCGAUAAUGGUCGAAGCUAAUGCGGCUCUUGAGGGUUGUCUCUUUGCAAUGGAGCUGGGUCUUGUGUGUGGACAGCAUCAAUGGCAACAUCCGAAGGGGACGAUGGUCUGGAAACGAAGCAGCAGAUCGUUUGGCAGCUGUCGCACUAUCGAGGUUGAGCCCAGAAGUCUAGACAUCCAGACCCCCCACCUCACUUGUGCAUGUUCUCAACAACGAUGGUCUCCCUUGCCAGCCAACAAGUACCCAAUGCUGUGUGCCGGUCUGGAUGGCUCCGACGAGCUUGAGGUUGUCUUGUUGUCUCUCACCUAG
Prunus armeniaca (apricot) is the source of this 351-nucleotide messenger RNA. Lineage: Eukaryota; Viridiplantae; Streptophyta; Magnoliopsida; Rosales; Rosaceae. The record is from the annotation of a GenBank genome assembly.